Messenger RNA from Cydia pomonella (codling moth), 2034 nucleotides. RefSeq names its product ATP-dependent RNA helicase glh-1-like. The transcript has 4 exons. The record is from RefSeq and is a predicted model, not a curated record. Lineage: Eukaryota; Metazoa; Arthropoda; Insecta; Lepidoptera; Tortricidae. The coding region runs from base 762 to 1997 and encodes 411 amino acids.
UAGUGGUAAAUAAUAAUUAAUCAACUCUUGUAAUAUUAGCAAGAAUUGAGUUAAGCGUAUGCAAUUAUGCAUGCUAGUAGCACUAGACGAGGGAGUGUUGACCUCGCAAGAGGCAGAUACGAUUUUUUUCGGUUCAAUUCGGAUUUAUUAGGUAACAAUUCUCUCAUUGACUAAUCUAUGCUCCAGAUAUUUAUGCUAGGAUCUAAUAGAACUGAGGGACUACUGGUUUUUAAGAAAUGUUUAGAUUGGUAGACUGUAUUUAAGAUUUCAAAUUAUUAUUAUUAACAAGGUACCUAUUUAAUUUGUAAUUAUGAAAUUGUAAACGACUAUUAGACAUGGUCAAGAUUUGUCUAGAAUUGGAUAUUGUGACAUUUGGUAGACUUUACUACUUUAUUAGAUUACCCAAGGUAUAUAAAUCUCUCGAAGGAUGAAAUAGAUAUUAUGAAUAAGUAUGAUUAGUCAUCUACUUAUCGACUUAGAAAUUAUCGAGAAAACGUGUCACCCAUAGCGGCGUUUGCGUAAACGAGUCACUGGGCAAUGGACUGGAACGCAAGGUCUCCGCCACCUUAUUGUUAAGUACUGUAUCGUUCUCAUUAACGCCAGUUAAAACAAUACCGCAGGAAGGAAACGACCGGACGCGGGCCCAGCCUUCCAAACUAUCACACCUUAAACUGAAAAACCAUUUCGUUCCACCAAAUUCAACCUUACUAUAAAUAAACCUUGCAAUAGCGAAAUGGCAUCAGUCGGUCAGCGCAAUCAACAUGUUGACAGUGUUUAUCCUUACCCUCGCGUCGGCUACUGCGCACUUCCACAAAGUUGAACUUGCUGAUGAGAAGACACCAUACGAUUAUGUAAAGGAACGCUUGGACUCUCUCGCGACUGACGCGAAGUCAGGAUUGCCGUUAUCUAACUCUUACGAAGUGGAAGAAAGUGCGGAUUACCCUGAGCAACUUGAAGGAGCCGCGUCUACCGUUUUGAACACGGUUGGAGGUGUCGGCGGCGUUGGUGUUGGUGGAAUCGGUUUAGGACAAGGUAUAGGGUACGGCGGAAUUGGACAGUUGGGAGUCGGUGGCGUCGGACUCGGACAAGGCUUAGGAAUCGGGGUUGGAGGCCUCGGAGGCUUGGGCGGAGUUGGUGUUGGAAAUGUUGGGGGCAUCGGACUUGGGGGCGUCGGUGUUGGAGGCAUUGGCGGUAACGGUAUAGUUGGCCAAGGCUUGGUUAAUCCUGGAAUUGGUAUUGGAGUAGGUGGACUUGGUCUUGGCGGAGGUCUCCUAUAUCAUCACCCUUUGAUACAACAACAGCAAGUAGGCGGAGGAUACGUCGAUAAGAACGCUUAUGACGCCGCUCAGAAGAAGGGUGCUGGUGAGAAUUUGGAGAAAAUAGAGAAGAAAGCUGAAGAGGAAGUAAAACAUGGCCAGGAAGGAUAUCAGCAGGGUGCUGCGGCUGCAAAGGCGGCUAAAGGAGAAUCCAGUUUUUACAAAGACGAAGAGGCUAAGAAAAAGGCCGCUGGAGACGAGAAAUUCUACGAGGGUGGUCAGAAAUUUGACAAACAUGGUGCCAACGAGGAGCAGCUAAAGAAAGCUAAAAGCCAUAAAAAGGGACACGUGAGCAAGGGCUUCAAGACAUCCAGCAGCAAAAACGAAGAGGAGAAGACUGAGAGCUUCUACGAUGAGGCUCAUGACGAAGCUGAUCACAAGAUCGCUGGCCAGAACGCCGGUUCAUUCGGUGAACAAUCCCAACAAGGCUUCAAGGGAGCACAUGAAGAAAAGAUCUUGGACGCCAAUGCAGCAGGCAAGGAAGGCCAUCACAUCUCCGAGCAGAAGAUCGACGACUCCAAGGCUAACAAGGGUGAAUUCCUGCAGAAGGGUUACAAGGGCGAAGCCGAACAGCUGGAGAAGUUCAAUAACCUCGGCGCGCACUCUGUCCACGGGCACCAGGAGGCCAGCGGCGGCUUCCAGCAGAGCAAGGGAGGCAGCAUCCUGCCAAUACAUCGUUAAAACGUACCGACCAAUAUAUGACCUGUUUGAAUGUUGA